GAAAGAACAUUCCUGACAGGAGAAUUUCGUGAAACUUUCGUAGGGGCAGCUGCACAGCGCACCCUUGAAAGUCAAGGGAUGAAAAACGAAAGGCAGACUUUACAGCAGAAAUAAAACCCCACGCUCGCGGUGUUACUAGGUACCAAAUGAAUGCGUCCUUUCUGAUGACUCAGUCAAAGCCUGCCUACAGACAACUACCGGUGUAGUGUAAAUAAGUAUCAGAGGGACAGAGAGUAAUUUUAGUUAUCUGUCCAUGCGCAUCGGUAGAAUAUAGCGAAUAUUUGGCUUGUCUGUGCAUGCAGUAGUUGAUCAGUUCUUACUAAGCGCUCCCUUAAUGACAUCAUGGACUAGUUAGGUGAAGGGAUGUUUCCGCAGCCACCAGAGUGACAAAGAUCUUCUAUAUUACAAAUACGGGUAGCAUAGAAUAGCGAUACUUUCUCACUGAGUGAGAAUGUGAAACAGAACUGCUUCUUUUACUAUUCCGAUGUGGGCAAUUUGCUGCAGCUUUAUCCCAUUGGGAAAAACUACAGCACGUUUGCCAAUCCCCAGCCACACCCCGGAAAUGAAGUAACAUAAUUCAUCUUAAUCCUGGCCGAGCCGCACUGAAAUGCAUAGGGUUGGAUAAGUGCGAUUUUUUUUGUAUUUAUCAGCAAAACAUGCUUAAAAGGUCAAACAACCCAUGACAUCUCUGGCAGAAGAUGGCAGAAAUUACCUGGAAGGAGAUAGUCCUGGUGGUUGGUGUGGUCGUGGCCUGUUACUGGAACAGCUUGUUCUGCGGCUUCGUUUUUGACGAUGUCUCCGCUAUUCUGGAUAACAAAGACCUGCGACCCUCUACGCCACUGAAGAACCUGUUCCACAAUGAUUUCUGGGGGACCCCUAUGACUGAAGAAAGGAGCCACAAGUCUUAUCGACCUCUGACAGUCCUCACGUUUCGAAUAAACUACGUAUUCAGUGAGCUCAGUGCAAAGUCAUACCAUCUCCUGAACGUGGUUCUUCAUGCAGUGGUCUGUUUAAUAUUCCUGCGGGUGUGCAGGCUUUUUUUGGAUCAGAAGUCAAGCUUGGUAGCAGCCUUGCUUUUUGCUGUUCAUCCAGUACACACAGAAGCAGUUACUGGUGUAGUCGGUAGAGCUGAACUUUUAUCAUCUAUAUUUUUAUUAGCUGCAUUUCUGUCCUAUACCAAAUCCAAAGGGCUGGACAAUUCAAUUGUUUGGACUCCCAUUGCAUUAAGUGUGAUUUUAGUUGCUUGUGCAACAUUAUGCAAGGAGCAAGGGAUAACUGUCAUUGGAAUAUGCUGUGUCUAUGAAGUAUUUGUAGUACAAGGGUUUACCUUGCCUCAUCUGUGGGACACAGUGUUGGGGAUUCUUCGAGGAAAAGAUGAUCUUCCAUAUUCAUUGCUGCAGACUUUACUCAAGCUCAUUGUUCUUAUGUUUAGCACUUUACUGUUGGUCAUUGUUAGGGUACAAGUUAUUCAGUCGCAGCUACCCGUCUUUACCAGAUUUGAUAAUCCUGCAGCAGUUAGUCAGACUCCUGCAAGGCAGCUCACGUUUAACUACCUGCUGCCUGUGAAUGCAUGGCUGCUUCUGAACCCAUCAGAGCUGUGUUGUGAUUGGACAAUGGGAACUAUUCCACUGGUGGAGUCUUUAUUGGAUAUGAGAAACCUUGCCAUAGUCGCCUUCUACUCUGUCUUGGGACUGAUGGUGCAUCACGGUGUCCGAUAUUCUGUGGACUCUUCCAAAACAGUCAUUAUGGCACUGUCUUUAAUUGUGCUGCCAUUUAUUCCUGCAUCAAAUCUGUUCUUCCCGGUGGGAUUUGUGGUUGCGGAAAGAGUCCUCUAUGUACCCAGCAUGGGCUUCUGCAUUUUAGUGGCACAUGGAUGGAGAAAAACCACUAAGAGCCGUAAUCUGAAAAAACUCUCUUGGAUUGGUAUGGCAAUUAUACUUGCUACUCAUGCAGUCAAAACAGUUCACAGAAAUUGGGACUGGGAAUCUGAAUACACACUGUUCAUGUCUGCAUUAAAGGUCAAUAAAAACAAUGCCAAGCUUUGGAAUAAUGUAGGACAUGCGUUGGAGAAUCAGAACAAUUAUGAAAGAGCUUUAAAAUAUUUUCUACAGGCUACAAGGGUUCAGCCAGAUGACAUAGGUGCCCACAUGAAUGUAGGAAGAACAUAUAAAAACCUAAAUCAAACCAAAGAAGCCGAGGAUGCCUACAUGAUUGCAAAAUCACUCAUGCCACAGAUCAUCCCAGGCAAGAAGUAUGCAACCCGUGUUGCCCCCAACCAUCUAAAUGUCUACAUAAACCUUGCAAACUUAAUUCGUGCAAAUGAAUCACGCCUAGAAGAAGCUGACCAGCUGUACCGGCAAGCUAUCAGUAUGAGACCAGACUUCAAACAGGCUUACAUCAGCAGAGGAGAACUGCUACUUAAGAUGAAAAAGCCAUUGGAAGCAAGAGAUGCCUAUCUGAGAGCCCUGGAGUUGGACAGAACCAACGCAGACCUGUGGUACAACCUGGCCAUUGUUAACAUUGAAAUGAAAGAGCUCUCGGAAGCUCUGAAAAAUUUCAACCAGGCAUUAGAACUGAACACCAAGCAUAAACUAGCACUCUUCAAUUCUGCUCUGUUGAUGCAGGAGUCUGGUGAUGCUAGACUCAGACCAGAGGCCAAACAAAGAUUUCUAAUCUAUGUCGAGCAAGACCCCGACGAUGCAAACGGGUACUUUAACCUUGGCAUGCUUGCCAUGGAUGACAAUAAAAAUGAAGAGGCAGAACGGUGGAUGAAAAAGGCCAUAAAGAUGCAAUUAGGCUUUAGGAGUGCACUGUUUAAUCUGGCCCUUCUCUAUUCUCAGACCGGUAGGGAGCUGGACGCCUUACCUGUUCUGAAUGAAUUGUUAGUUUACUAUCCUGAACAUGUUAAAGGCCUGAUCCUCAAAGGUGACAUCCUGAUGAAUCACAAAAAGGACACCGAGGGAGCCAAGGAAUGUUUUGAGAGGAUUCUCCAAAUGGACCCCAACAACGUUCAAGGGAAACACAACCUGUGUGUGGUUUAUUUCGAAGAGCGUGACCUCCUGAAGGCUGAGAGGUGCCUGGUGGAGACCCUGGCCUUGGCACCCCAUGAAGAGUACAUCCACAGGCACUUGAGCAUAGUCCGGGGGAAAAUUGCUGCUCUGAGUGCUGCAGGCCAGCAAGUAUCUCCAGCAGAUGGUGCUUCAAGCCCAGCAGUGGAGGAAAAAAAAACUCCAUUGGAAAAGGGAAAGAAUGACAAGAAUACACAGAAAGCUUCCCCUGCCAAAAAGCCCAGUCAGAGCAAAGAACAAUCAAAAAAACUGCUAGAGGAAAGCCACCCUGACAAGAGGACUAAAAUCAAAUCUACCAAGGAAAUGAAGGAGAUUGAAAAGAAAAGGGCUGCUGCCUUGAAGAGACUGGAAGAGAUUGAACGUAUUUUAAGUGGCGAUUAACCACUUUCAAUCUUUUGAUUUUAAAAUGUUCACAUUCUUUCUUUGCCAUUGUGCAGUUUUUGUCCUUUUGAAAAUCAUUUCCAUUGUAGUUUUAAACUGGUACAGUAUUACAGGUGGUAAUGCCAGUUGAUAAUGUGUUUUUUUUUUUGUUUUUUUUUUAAACAUGCAACAUGUUAGUCAUCAGAAACAAGAAACUGCCUUGCAGGUGUAAAUGAUCAUAUACUGUAUAAACUAUUGUUGAGGUGUGGGUUUGUUUUUCCCCAGUUUUUUAGUAUUUAUAUUGUUUCUUGUGACUGAAGUUUAUCUUGGACAAUCUGUAGCUAUUAUAUUGCAUAAUACAAUGCAUCAUUCAGUUUAAAACCUGCAGAUUAUGAAACAUUUAAUUUACCUAAAACACUAUGCUUAUGUGUCCUAACAUGCUUUAUUUUAUGUCUAUGUAUUUUACCUUAAAUUGUGUGCUUUUUUGUAAAUGUAUUUGAUUAACUGAAAUGUAUAAAUGUUGUUGUUUUA
Molecule: messenger RNA, 3959 nt
Organism: Acipenser ruthenus (sterlet)
Lineage: Eukaryota; Metazoa; Chordata; Actinopteri; Acipenseriformes; Acipenseridae
Product: protein O-mannosyl-transferase TMTC3-like
Exons: 14
Coding region: 699-3449 (916 amino acids)
Biological process (GO): protein O-linked glycosylation via mannose
Cellular component (GO): endoplasmic reticulum
Molecular function (GO): mannosyltransferase activity; protein binding
Source: RefSeq, a predicted model, not a curated record